AUGUCAAGUUUAAGAGAAAUAAUUUUAGAUACCGAAACUACGGGACUUGAUCCAAAAGGCGGUCACCGAAUUGUUGAGAUCGGUGCUAUUGAAAUGGUAAAUAAGGUACUAACCGGCAGACAUUUUCAUUUCUAUCUUAAUCCAGAACGAGACAUGCCAUUUGAGGCUUAUAGAAUUCACGGCAUUUCCGGCGAUUUUCUAAAAGAUAAACCACUAUUUCAUACUAUUGCAGAUGAUUUUUUAGAGUUUAUUGUCGAUAGUAAGCUUGUCAUUCAUAAUGCACCUUUCGAUGUUAAAUUUUUAAAUCAUGAAUUAUCAUUAUUAAAAAGAGCUGAAAUUAAACUUUUAGAACUUGAGCAUGCUAUUGAUACUUUAGUGAUGGCUAGAAGUAUGUUUCCUGGAUCAAAAUAUAGCCUUGAUGCUUUAUGUAAAAGAUUCAAGGUGGAUAAUUCCGGCAGGCAACUUCAUGGUGCUCUUAAAGAUGCAGCUUUACUUGCUGAAGUAUAUGUAGAACUAACCGGCGGUAGGCAGUCAUCCUUUAAGAUGCUUGAUAAAGCUGCUAAGGUAAAUAAUUUUAGCUAUAAUCGCUUGGAUUCUCAGGUACAUAGGAAUAUUCCCGUUAUUAAACCAACAAAAGAAGAAUUACAAAAACAUAAGGAAUUCUUAAGCAAGAUUUUAAAACCUGCUUCGUAA
Molecule: messenger RNA, 693 nt
Organism: Chrysoperla carnea
Lineage: Eukaryota; Metazoa; Arthropoda; Insecta; Neuroptera; Chrysopidae
Product: DNA polymerase III subunit epsilon
Exons: 1
Coding region: 1-693 (230 amino acids)
Biological process (GO): DNA replication; DNA replication proofreading
Cellular component (GO): cytosol
Molecular function (GO): DNA binding; 3'-5' exonuclease activity; DNA-directed DNA polymerase activity
Source: RefSeq, a predicted model, not a curated record